GGACUACGUGUUUCAUCAGGUUGAUGAACAAGGUUAUCCCGUUGUUGAUAUGUCGCACGUUUUGAUGUGCUUAAACAAGUUGGAUGCCGGUGUUGAUGAAAGAAUAACGCUGGUAUCAAGAGAUGAACAAUCGUGUCUCAUCGUGUCUUACAAGGAUAUAAAAAACUGUAUCGAUUCAGCAUUUAGGGAUCUCUCCAGAAGAAAAUAA
This is a messenger RNA of Acaulospora morrowiae, 208 nucleotides long. The record is from the annotation of a GenBank genome assembly. Lineage: Eukaryota; Fungi; Glomeromycota; Glomeromycetes; Diversisporales; Acaulosporaceae.